GUGCGGCGAACCCUUCCUUUCGUGUUGCAGUUGUAUAUUCUCACAACACAACAACGUCCUUCUCUUCUUCCUCGAACGUAACAUUUCGUAAGAGCAAUAAGGUAGUGGGAAAAAUAUGAGAACUUCAUUAUUCCUCCGUUUUCUUCAAUCUUUUGUUGGCCCUUCCAAGGUUCGAGCUUAUCGUUCUUUUGUGUCGACGCCUUUGUCGUCGUCGACUUUGGAGCAAGCAAGCGACCCUUCUUCGUACAAUGGAGAUGAUGCUGACGUGGAUUGGGACAACCUAGGAUUCAGUCCCCGACCAACUGAUUUUAUGUAUAUCAUGAAAUGUUGUCAAGAUGGAAAUUUUGUACAAGGAAAGCUUUCACGCCAUGCAAACAUUGAACUCAGCCCUUUUGCAGGUGUCUUGAAUUAUGGACAGGGUAUAUUUGAGGGUUUAAAAGCAAACAGGAAAGAAGAUGGGAGCUUGCUUCUCUUCCGGCCUGAUCAACAUGCCAUUCGCAUGAAGAUUGGUGCUGAAAGAAUGUGUCUGCCAUCUCCUUCCAUUGAUCAGUUUAUCCACGCAGCGAAACAAACCGUGAUCGCGAAUGACCGAUGGGUUCCUCCACCAAGAAAAGGUUCCCUUUACAUUAGACCAUUGCUCUUCGGAAGCGGACCGGUUCUGGGUGUCGGUCCGGCGGCCGAAUUCGUGUUCCUCACAUAUGCUUCCCCUGUUGGAAACUAUUUCAAGCAAGGUAAAGCGCCAUUGAACUUAUAUGUUGAAGAAGAUUCGGUUCGUGCAUUUCCGGGUGGAGUUGGUGGAGUGAAAACCGUUUCGAAUUAUGGACCGGUGAUGCAAGCACUUCUCAGGGCUAAAAGCCAGGGAUUUUCUGACGUUUUGUACCUUGACUCUGUAAAUAAAAAGUAUCUGGAGGAAGUCUCUGCUUCCAACAUAUUUAUUUUGAAGGGCAAUGUUAUUUCAACUCCUCCUACAAGUGGAACAAUUCUUCCCGGGAUUACUCGGAAAAGCAUUAUUGAAAUUGCGCGUGAUCUCGGUUAUCAGGUAGAGGAAAGAGCUAUAUGGGUGAACGAAUUGAGGGAAGCUGAUGAAGUUUUUUGCACUGGAACUGCAGUGGGAGUUGCCUCUGUGGGGAGUGUUACGUACAAAGGCAGAAGAACUGAGUUCAAAGUGGCUGAAAACUCUGCAUGCCAAGCAUUGGGUUCGACUCUUGUAGGGAUCCAAACAGGCUUGAUUGAUGAUAACAAGGGCUGGAUUUUUAACAUAUCACUUCAUCAUUAAUCAUUCGAGUUAUUAUUUUAUAUACUAUUGGUAAGAAAAACAA
Molecule: messenger RNA, 1319 nt
Organism: Hibiscus syriacus
Lineage: Eukaryota; Viridiplantae; Streptophyta; Magnoliopsida; Malvales; Malvaceae
Product: branched-chain-amino-acid aminotransferase 2, chloroplastic-like
Exons: 9
Coding region: 116-1276 (386 amino acids)
Biological process (GO): branched-chain amino acid metabolic process
Molecular function (GO): branched-chain-amino-acid:2-oxoglutarate transaminase activity
Source: RefSeq, a predicted model, not a curated record